Messenger RNA from Eucalyptus grandis, 2571 nucleotides. RefSeq lists its product as uncharacterized. The coding region runs from base 36 to 2549 and encodes 837 amino acids. NCBI's taxonomy places the organism in Eukaryota, Viridiplantae, Streptophyta, Magnoliopsida, Myrtales, Myrtaceae. The transcript has 2 exons. The record is from RefSeq and is a predicted model, not a curated record.
GGAGCGUCUGUUCUUGAGCUUCUCCAGACUGCAAAAUGACUGUCAAGAACAGUGCUGGAGGUCGAAGCAGUGUUCAUCUGGAUAUUCCUCAGCUUCAGAAGAAAAAUGAAAUCAUUUCACCCACCACAAUCUUCGAGCCGCAAACUAAUGCCGAUGGGAGAGAUGGAAGCAGCGGAAACUCUGUUUCCCCCACAUCACCGGCUGUUCCAGCCCCCGAGAAAAAGCUGACUCUCUUUGCUCUCCGCCUUGCGAUUCUCGAAAAAGCUGCCACUGGCCUUGGAGCCCUUGGUUUCAUAUGGGCGACGGUUGUUCUCCUGGGGGGCUUUGCCAUUACCUUGGAGAACACUGAUUUCUGGUUCAUCACCAUCAUUUUAUUGAUUGAAGGAGCUCGAAUAUUCAGCAGGAGUCAUGAGCUGGAAUGGCAACACCAGUCCACUUGUUCAAUAGCUGAUGUUGGAAUUAGCAGCUUCCGAAAGCUCAGAUUGAGCUCUAGAGCUUUAGUUGAAUCCGUGAAGGAUAUAUUGAGUCCCGUGAGCUCUGGAACGAGGAAGCAAAGUCAACACAGAAGGGAAAUUUCUGAAACUACAGAUGCAAAAGAUGUCAGAGAGCAGAAAUUGCAAAGGAAGCCAACCCGGAUAUGGACUUCUUCCGAAGUCCCUAUUCUACCUUAUGGAGGGUGGUUUUUCAUUUCGAGAAAUAUCAGCAAGAUUCUCUAUUGGCUUCAGCUCUUAUCUGCGAUAGCCUGUGUCGUGCUCUCAUUGAUGAAGCUCAUCGAGCACAAUUAUGGUGAGGUAGCUAAAGGAGACACGGACAAGAGAAACCGGAAAGCUGCUCUAAUUAUCUUUUAUGCCUUGGCUUUGGCAGAAGCUCUGGUCUUCCUAACAGAGAAACUUUACUGGGAGUGGAAGAUAGUCAUCCGUAAGCUUCUCGAAGGGGUGAACAAUGAAUGCGAUCUGGGGGCUUCAGGUAUGAUCUCAACUAGGAGAUUUUUCUAUGACUCCUACUCGAGAUGUAUUAAUGGGAGCAUUUUUGAUGGCCUGGGAAUGGAUAUGGUCACUUUUGCCAUGGAUCUCUUAUCUUCAAACUUGCCAGAUGAGCAGCUCAUGGGAGCCAGGAUUCUUCACCAGUUUUCUACAACAGAACGGUUUUCAGACGACACACUUCAGAAGAUGGGAACAACUCUGCCAGUUAUAGACAGACUGGUAGAGAUCUUAAACUGGAAAGACCCACAGGAGGAAGAAAUCAGGCUAUCAGCUGCAGAAAUAGUUUCCAAAUUAGCCGGGAGAAAGCAAAACUCUCUUCGGGUCGCUGGAGUACCCGGGGCAAUGGAAUCGAUAUCAUCUCUUCUACAGACAAACAGAAGCCCCAGUUCUACAGCGGACGAAAUUGGCGAAAAGAAAAUCAUCUUUGACCAUGAAGCCUAUGGAUACUGGACUUUCAAUAGUUUGGGGCUACUCAUUCUAAAGAAACUAGCCCGUGAUCACGAUAACUGCGGAAAAAUUGGAAACACAAGGGGCCUUCUGUCCAAAAUCAUAGAUUUCACUCAUGCUGAUGAAAGAAUAUUAAAGGACUCAACAGUCACCACAUCACAGGUUUUGACUGUUAAAAGAUCCCUACAGAUUAUUAAGAUGCUGGCAAGCACAAUGGGUACUACAGGGAAAAAUCUCCGGAGAGAGAUCUCGGAGAUAGUCUUCACCAUAAGCAACAUAAGAGAGAUUCUACGAUAUGGAGAGAAAAAACCGGAACUUCAGAAACUAGGGAUUGAGAUCCUUACCAGUUUAGCACAGGACGACGAUGCAACAGAGCGAAUAGGAGGGACCGGUGGAGUUCUGAAAGAACUUUUAAAGAUUUUCUUCCAAGAAGGAGUGCCAGAAGAUCAAAGGGAUGUGAGGAUUGUGGCAGGAGAAGCCCUGGCAAUGCUGGCUUUCGAGAGCAAGAGCAACUGUCAUUGCAUCUUGAAGUUAAAUGUAGUGGAGAGGCUCCUAGAAGCAUUGGAGACAGAACUUCUUCGUGUUAAUGCUGGAAGAAUUUUGAGGAAUCUGUGCACUUAUAGUGGGCCAGAGUCCUUCAACCAGCUAAAGGGAGUAACAGCAGCGGCACCAGUGGUUCUCAAGGCAAUCUUGUCAGGAGAAGGCAAACUACAAGAGGUGAUGGUUGGGUUAGCGGCACAUGCUUUCAAGUUCAUGACAGCAGAAGAAUCGACUGCCAUCUUCGAGAGUGCAGGGUUUAAAGAAGCCAAAUUAGCUUGCACUUUGGUUGACAUCCUGAGGAGGCACCGGAGCCCAAGUAUAAAGGUGCCGAGAAUGAGAAGAUUUGCUAUCGAGCUGGCAAUCUGGAUGAUGAGAGACAAAUUGAGGAAUGUGCAGAUCUUCAGGGAUCUGGGCUUGGAGGAGGAGCUUGAAGGAGUCCUGGAUACGACAUCAGAGCUAGAGAGCUUCAAUAUUUUCUCUGGCACCAUUGGACUAAGCAGGCACAGCACGACCAUUCACUCACUUGUUGAGACCGCACUUAUGCUGCUGAAGAACAGGUUUGAUCAACCAGCGGGUUAAAUGAUCAAAUGAUGAUGCCAAA